UCCUUUUCCACUACCGGGCGUCUGACUGUUAUUGAUUCACUAAGGUUUUCGUCUUUCAGAAACGGGAAUUUAUUACAGAACUACUGCUUGCAAAAUCGCAUCUCGUGUAUAGGAAAACGCGGUUACAACCGAUACUGAUGCAUGAAAACCAGGGGACGUAGCAGGAUAGCAUAUUUCUAAUGAUAUGCAGUGAAUGUAACCGAUCUGGUACAUUAAGAUAAUAAUAAUAAUAAUAAUAAUAAUAAUAAUAAUAAUAAUAAUAAUGUUUAUGGGCGUCACUUUCUCUGACAAAAACAACAGACCACUAAGCUAAAGUCGCUUUGAAGUUCCCGGACUUGAGAAACGUAGCGUGCUUGGCAUUGGCAGUAAACGACAAGAAGAUAACAUGCUUUAUAAACACUGCACACGUUUACUAAACGUGUGGUUUAGAAACAGCAGAUCAUGCCAUACACUUCUUCCAAAUCAAGUUUUAAGACCGUGGUCUAUGAUUAAUAAAGAUUUUCAUACUGCAGCUGUUCUCAGAACUUAUGAUAUGAGAAGAGUCGAUUUUACACCACUGGAACAAAGAAAAUUAACAUUUGAUACGCAUGCCUUGGUAAAGGACCUCCAAGCAAGUGGGUUCGAAAAACAACAAGCUGAGAUUAUUGUUACGGCACUGGUAACACUGACGACUGGAAAUAUGGACACAGUCUACAGAGAUAUGGUGACGACCUCGCAUCAGGAAAUUGCCCUGCAGCAGAUCAUGGCACACCUGGAUGCAAUCCGGAAGGACAUGGUGAUUCUGGAGAAAAGUGAAUUUGCAAACCUGAGGGCUGAGAAUGAGAAAAUCAGAAGUGAGCUAGAGCAGUUUAAACAUCUGCUGAUGGAGGAAAGCAUGAAAAUCCGUGCAGAUGCUAAACUGGAUAUCAAUUUGGAGAGAAGCCGAGUAACUGACAUGUUUACAGAGCAGGAGAAGAAGCUUAUGGAAGUUGGCACAGAAUUCAAUAAAAAGAACGCAGAUGUAGAUCGGAGCACAACAGAAGCUACUAAAAAAAUCGACAUAGAAGUGGCCUCACUGAAAACUCUCCUGGAAUCUCUCAAACUUGACACAAUCCGCUACCUUGCAGCCUUUGUCUUCGUCUGCCUUGCAAUGGCCUUGGGCUUUUACCGUUUGUGGAAGUAAGAAAACAAAGAAGCAUUUGAAAAAGAUUGCUCUACAUUGUGUUCCAGUAUUCCAAGGCCGGAGAAGUCAGUUCUCGUGGAGAGCAAAAAAUUGACAAAUUGCUGUUGCUAAAUUGUUUUAAGCAAGUUUAUGAUGGUGCCUGUUUUGUAAGAUUAUUCUCAAAAAUAAUAAUUCCAGUCCUUUUGAUGUGAUAUUUCAAUAACAACAGUUUAAUUCCGGAACAGAGGAAAAAACAAUGAUACACAGUAGAGAACGUAACCCCAUACGAACUGCACAGACAAAUCUUCAAGCAAAACAAUACUGUAGGUUUAACCCUACAUGACCCUUCAGUGCCGUCAGAUGAGCUUGAUGAAAGAGGGUCAAGAGUACAGAAAUACUCAAGGCAAAACCAGCCUCCCUUGGAGUCGCUCAGCCAAAAUCUUAGAUGAUCAAGCCAGCCCAGGCUUGAGACUUGUACCUGUGAUUGUAAUUAGUAUUUUAAUUAGCAAAGCAAUUCAUACAUAAUUAAGGGUCAUCAGCAACUUCUCUCUAUGCCAUCAAAUAAACCGGUUUGUUAUCUUGUCUAUGUGAUACAAGCAGGCACCAGCCCCAGUUGUCUGUGGAGAACUAGUCUUUCGUUGGGUGUGAUAAACCCUAUGUUAACAACAUUUGCAAAACAAAAGGGUCCUUUGAACUGAGGGACCAGAUCUUGUCCGGCUUUCCCCAUCCCUAUCUGCAAGCUACUCGGAGAGAGCAUUUAACAGUGAAGUUUUUAUAUGAAACUUUAAAUCUUACAGUUCCCUCAUGCCUCCACUUGUCUGGAGCCAUACUUCCUAUUUGUCAAAACUGAAAAUGAAAUCAGGUGAUUAGAAAAGGUAAUAUCAUUGGCUGAACACACACAGGCAUGUAGAACAAUUGUCAACUGAAUUGCUGCAAAUAGAGCAGCGGUCUAGUCCAGCAAUUCGAUUACCAAUCGAAAAGUCGAGUUGUCAGUUAGUGCUACAUGGUUAAUUUUAUAGUCAAUGUGACUUAUCAAGAAGAAAUAGCUUAAAUGUGCUCCUGUAUCUCCAGCUGUAGUGGUAUGUUCUUCUUGUUUCCCACUGUCCCCUGCUCCUGGCCGGAUAUCAUUAAUUUGCUGUGAAAAGACAUGUAAUGCAGACAAGCAAUAGAAAAACAAUAGACAAGGUACCAGAUAACAUUAUUUGUUUAUUUAGCAGAUUCAGAAGUUUAAUCCAUUAUGACGCUUUCAGAAGAUGUUACACUGAAACAUUAGAAAUGUGUACAGUAUUAAGUAAUGUGAAAAUAUCUUCAU
Molecule: messenger RNA, 2453 nt
Organism: Polyodon spathula (Mississippi paddlefish)
Lineage: Eukaryota; Metazoa; Chordata; Actinopteri; Acipenseriformes; Polyodontidae
Gene: ccdc90b
Product: coiled-coil domain containing 90B
Exons: 10
Coding region: 386-1162 (258 amino acids)
Cellular component (GO): mitochondrion
Source: RefSeq, a predicted model, not a curated record